Messenger RNA from Cooperia oncophora, 732 nucleotides. The record is from the annotation of a GenBank genome assembly. NCBI's taxonomy places the organism in Eukaryota, Metazoa, Nematoda, Chromadorea, Rhabditida, Trichostrongylidae.
AUGGAAUACAGACAGAAAAAUCUCAAACUUUUGGAAGACGAAGGUGUUCUAUCGCCGAAUAAGAUUCCACAAAUAAGAGACGUUAAUAAGUAUCUCCAGAAGAAAACUGGUUUCAUUCUUCGGCCGUGUAGUGGCUUGCUAUCUGCACGGGAUUUUCUGGCCAGUCUAGCGUUUCGGGUGUUCCAGACCACCACCUACCUACGACAUGGUAGCAAACCACAUCAUUCACCUGAGCCGGACUUGAUUCAUGAGCUUCUUGGACACGUACCAAUGUUCGCUGAUCCCUUGGUGGCGCAAAUGAGUCAGGAUAUCGGUCUGAUGAGCCUGGGCGCUACCGACGAACAAAUUGAAAAACUGGCCACUGUCUACUGGUUCAUCAUUGAGUUCGGUUUGUGUCGAGAAGGUGGACAGUUGAAAGCGAUUGGUGCUGGAUUGCUUUCUGCUUAUGGAGAGCUGAUGCAUGCCUGCUCAGACAAACCUGAACAUCGUGAUUUCGACCCGGCCAUCCAGGACAGCGACUAUCAACCGUUAUACUUCGUCGCUCAGAGCAUUGAAGACGCGCUGUCGAAGCUCAGAGAGUACGCACGUUCUUUCGAGCGUCCGUUUGCAGUCGUGUACGAUCCAUUUACAAGGAGUGUUGAGGUACGUGAUUUAAUCUCGUUAGAUCCCAUAGGUGUCCUGGGAGAAGAAGAAAAAGCUCACAGCAUGUCACAAGAUUCUCGAAUCGACUAG